AUGUCGCUCCCCAGCAUCAUGUUGGCCGUGCUGUUGGUGGUUUCGUUUGCCAUCUUUAUUGCACCAUUGCAAGGACAACUGCACAAAAAUCUCAAAUACUAUGAGACGCUCCACGCAAAAGAUCUAUCCCAUCGGAUCGAAAAGCGCGGAACCAAGCACAGUAACCAUCCGUUCAACACGAUCAAGGAGGUGGAAUUUAACGUGUUGGGCAGAAAGUUUCGCCUUAUUUUGCACCCUCAUGCAUCGGUACUGCACAGCAACUUCCGAGCGUACACAGUCGAUGGUAAUGGGAGUGAAUCGAUUGUACAUCUCGAUCGGAGCAAUUUUUUCAAAGGCCGUGUGUUUGGCGAAAUGGAAUCGCACGUGAAUGCACACAUCGAUGACGGGGUGAUGACUGCAUCGGUCGUACUACCGGACGAAACGUACCACAUUGAGCCGUCGUGGCGUCAUUUGCCACACCUGAGCGAUAAGCACAUGAUCGCGUAUCGUACGUCGGACAUCAAGUUUAGCUGGGAUCAGGUUGAUGCUAUAUCGGGCGAUUUGGGAGUGCCCCGGACGUGUGGGUACAUCAAGGAAGGGUUAGAGCUGGAAGGACAGCCCGAUGAUGAUGGUGAUGGUGACGCUAGUGAAGAAGUAUUUGCGGAUGGUGAUGUGGAAGCGUAUGAAAACGAUAGCGAACCAACGCCGGAAACGGUGUGGCAUGCGGAAGAUUCCCAAAAUAGUAAAAAGUCACGCCGCAAACGGCAGGCCGAUCAGUACGAGUACACACCUACCAAAACUCGGUGCCCUUUGCUGCUCGUCGCAGACUAUCGAUUCUUCCAGGAGAUGGGUGGAAGCAAUACAAAAACGACUAUCAAUUACUUGAUAAGCCUUAUCGAUCGUGUUCACAAAAUUUACAACGACACCAUCUGGCAGGAUCGGUCCGAUCAGGAAGGAUUUAAGGGAAUGGGUUUCGUCAUUAAAAAGAUUGUUGUCCACUCAGAACCGACCAGGGUUCGGGGUGGUGAAGCGCACUACAACAUGGUGCGCGAAAAGUGGGAUGUACGAAAUUUGCUCGAGGUAUUCUCCCGGGAGUACAGUCAUAAGGAUUUUUGCUUGGCACAUCUUUUUACAGAUCUAAAGUUUGAAGGAGGAAUUCUCGGUUUAGCGUACGUGGGCUCUCCGCGUCGCAAUUCGGUCGGCGGCAUCUGUACACCAGAAUACUUCAAAAAUGGCUACACACUGUACCUAAACUCGGGUCUCAGCAGUUCCCGCAAUCAUUACGGACAACGGGUAAUAACGCGCGAAGCGGAUCUUGUAACAGCUCACGAGUUUGGUCACAACUGGGGUUCGGAGCAUGAUCCCGACAUUCCGGAAUGUUCACCGAGUGCUUCCCAGGGCGGUAGCUUCCUGAUGUACACGUACUCCGUCAGCGGGUACGAUGUUAACAAUAAGAAGUUUUCACCAUGCUCGCUACGCUCGAUUCGUAAGGUGUUGCAAGCUAAAUCGGGCCGUUGCUUUUCCGAGCCGGAAGAAUCGUUCUGUGGCAAUCUGCGGGUCGAGGGCGAUGAGCAGUGCGAUGCGGGGCUGCUCGGUACAGAGGAUAAUGACGCGUGCUGCGAUAAAAAUUGUAAGCUGCGGCGCAAUCAGGGCGCGGUGUGUAGUGAUAAAAAUUCACCCUGCUGCCAGAACUGCCAGUACAUGAUGGCGGGCGUAAAGUGUCGCGAGGCACAGUACGCCACCUGUGAGCAGGAAGCUCGCUGUACGGGAAAUCAUGCCGAAUGUCCCAAGAGUCCACCGAUGAGCGAUGGUACGAUGUGCCAGGAGCGGGGCCAAUGUCGCAAUGGGAAGUGUGUACCGUACUGUGAAACGCAAGGCUUGCAGAGCUGCAUGUGCGAUAUUAUAGCGGACGCUUGUAAACGUUGCUGUCGGCAGAGCAUUAACGAAACGUGCUUCCCAGUGGAACCGCCCGAUGUCCUGCCGGAUGGGACACCGUGCAUACAGGGCUUCUGCAACAAGGGAAUGUGCGAGAAAACGAUCCAGGAUGUGGUGGAACGGUUCUGGGACAUUAUUGAGGAGAUUAACAUUAACAAGGUGUUGCGGUUCUUGCGCGACAACAUCGUUAUGGCGGUGGUUAUGCUUACGGCACUGUUUUGGAUUCCAGUUAGCUGUGUUAUUGCGUACUUCGAUCGAAAGAAGAGAAAAGAAGAUUGGAAGGAGUACGAGUGGAGCCAGAAGCUGGAUCUUAUUCACCCGAGCGAUCGAAGACGGGUCAUUCACAUAAGAGUUCCGAGACAAAAAAUAACCGUUGCCAGAAUGUGA
Molecule: messenger RNA, 2301 nt
Organism: Anopheles maculipalpis
Lineage: Eukaryota; Metazoa; Arthropoda; Insecta; Diptera; Culicidae
Gene: Tace
Product: ADAM 17-like protease
Exons: 7
Coding region: 1-2301 (766 amino acids)
Biological process (GO): Notch signaling pathway; membrane protein ectodomain proteolysis
Cellular component (GO): plasma membrane
Molecular function (GO): metalloendopeptidase activity
Source: RefSeq, a predicted model, not a curated record